Molecule: messenger RNA, 978 nt
Organism: Serpula lacrymans var. lacrymans S7.9
Lineage: Eukaryota; Fungi; Basidiomycota; Agaricomycetes; Boletales; Serpulaceae
Exons: 6
Coding region: 1-978 (325 amino acids)
Source: RefSeq, a predicted model, not a curated record
AUGGACGUUGACUCAGAUGGUGAAAGUCCUACCCAAGACAGUGUGGUUGUUAUCAAUUCCAGUGAGGAGGAACAGCUUGGUAGUGGAAAGAAGAAGAAGUUAGUAGCAGCAAGAGAGUCGGCUGAGGUUUUCCGCAAGCAUACUACUUCUGAUGGCAGUAAACAGUCCCUUAAGGCAACUUGUCAUCAUGAUGGGAAAAAACUACUGCCACAUGCCAGGUUAUCAAUGCUCAACAAAGACUCAGAAUUACAAGAUGAUUUCCGCCACUACAUUAAAUCAUGGGCUACUGAUGUUAAGGUUGAUAUAACAAAUCUGAAGAAGACAGUAAAAGGGCUUGCUCUAGCAGGUACUCCCAGUCAGGCCUUAGAUGCAAUUCAAGCAACAUGGGAUGCUGUAUUCCUGGACAAUCCUUACAAGGUCAACGCUAGUGAUGCAGUCUGUCGAGUGCUUGGACAAUACAUUUCUGAAUGGCGUGCAGGAUUUGGGUCAGCUGCAGUCAUGACUAUGGAAAUAUUUUUUGAGUCCAAAGAAGAUUUUAAUGAUUAUGAAAUGCAACAGGAAUUCGCCAAAAGCAUGUUGAAGGACCUGGCUUUUCUUUUUUUGGAGGUUGGAAAGAAGACUUUGGUGGAUGGAACGUACAGUGACUUUAGUAACAUGGAAAAGUUCCCACCAAGAGGAGCCUUAGCUAUGUCCGCUGCUGCAGUUGAGUGUGUGUUCACUUUGUGGGCAAAUAGAGAAAUACUGUGGGAACCAAAGGAUCAGAUCACUGAGACUUGGAUGGACGAGGCAGUAAACUUGAAGCUGUAUGCCAAGCCAUUGCCAAAGCUCAACAAGUCAACUGGCAAGGAGACUGCCACACACAAUAAAUUUUUGGACAUGAACUGGGGAUCAACAACCCGCAAGUACUAUAAUUCCACCAAGUCCCUCAAGGUUUCCUCACUAGAAGAGAUUACCCACAAGGCCUUGGUGUUUACUUAA